Molecule: messenger RNA, 1311 nt
Organism: Eufriesea mexicana
Lineage: Eukaryota; Metazoa; Arthropoda; Insecta; Hymenoptera; Apidae
Product: probable flavin-containing monoamine oxidase A
Exons: 6
Coding region: 1-1311 (436 amino acids)
Molecular function (GO): oxidoreductase activity
Source: RefSeq, a predicted model, not a curated record
AUGGCUGCUGACUUUGUUGACGAACAUAGUGUUAAGGAGGAUGAAAAUGAUUAUGACAUUAUAAUUAUAGGAGCAGGUUUGGCUGGUCUUACAUGCGCAUAUAAUAUCUUGAAGAAAAAAAUUGGGUUAGAUAUAUUGAUCAUCGAAGAGAACAGCGAAGCAGGAGGUCGUAUUUUAUCGAGAAACUUUAGCAAUACUUACCAUGCUAAUUUCCUGCAGAAGCAUGUGACUGAACUAUUAAGAACGUUGCAUAUAAAAAUUAACGAAGGAUCUAUUGACUUGGCGAAAGAAAAAAUACUGUACACGAGAGAGAAAACCUUAAAAGUUUUACCCAAAUUUUAUGGAGCUGAGGUUCACAAUUUUCUUCGAAUGAUCGAAGAAAAUUCUUCAAAUAGGGAAUUCAGUUAUUAUACUGAUGAUGAGGAGGCGAAGCAUCUCGCUGAAACAAGCGUUGAACAGCUUCUUCGCAGAAUCGUUUACUUUCCCUAUGCACGUUCACUAUGUCGGGCAUUUAUUUGCAGUACUUGCGCCAUGCGAAAUCUCAACGAUAUCUCAGCACUUUGGUUUCUUGUCAUGCUGAACGGAUCAUCCGGUUUGAUAAAUCGACUGAAGAUCAUGAUAGGCGAUACUAAUCGAUAUUUCGUACAUGGUGGCAUGUCCAACAUAACUAAUACACUGUUAAAAAACAUUUUACGACAACAUGGCGAGAUAAGGUACGUGGAACCAGUUAAUAAAAUUACAUUCAACAAUGGUCGAGUCUACGUGUCGACAGAAAAGAAUCAUUUCAGAUGCGAGUUUGUAGUUAUAGCAGUACCGCCAUCGUUGCAAAGUCGAAUUGCUAUCGAACCUCCUGAAAAUUCAAUAAACUCCCACGCCUUAUAUACCUCAGCUGACAAUGUAUUCUUCAAUGUGACUUAUAAAAAGCCAUUUUGGAAUUCUAAUUCCACGCAAGAUAUCGUAACCACCUGGGAUUCGAAUAAUAACUUAAACAUAGUCUACGAUGCAACUGCUGGCAACACGGAAGAAUCUGUACUAGCUGGGUUUCUUGCCGAGUCUACUUUCAUACAGACGCAUAAAAAAGGACUGUUCGACACGUUAAACGAUUGUUACAAAACAAACGAAUCGUCAAAAUAUCUUCGAUACAAGGAAUAUGAUCAGUCGUUGAUGGACAAUGAAAUAAAGUUUGGUUGUCCUAUGAGCGUUCUAAAACCCACUUCCAUUGACAAUCAUAUCAACUACACUGGAACAUCUAACGACAGGUGCAAAAAUUUGUAUUCAACUGUCAGUGAAAUGAGAGAUACAUGUUAUUAA